AGCUUUCUUGUUACCACACAGGUUUGUAAAGGGAAAAGAACAAUUCAUGAAACCUUGGAUUCUUAAGCUGAUCAGUUUGAAACCUGCUUUGCACAUUAUUUCAAAUAGUUGUUCAUUCCAAAACAGAAAGCAAGCGGGUUAAAAACGUUGCAAGUUACUUUCAGUUUCACUUACUUGUAAAGAAGUGCCUUUCGACGGAGCAAAUCUAGCUGAGAAGCCAUGGCAGAAGGGAGUCAGAAGCAGGAGAUGGAAGCUGAUAAUAUGAUAGAUCGUGCAGAGACUGUGGACACCAGCUCCGGAGAUCUACUGCUUAGCAUUCAAUUACCACGGCAACUUCAGGGGAAAGAAAAGAAAAUGAAGAUCAGGAUCUCUCAAGAUGCCUUAGGUUCACGUCUGUGUGAGGAAAUUGCAAACCGUUUACCGAAUAUCAAAGCGGAGAAUAUGCAAUUGACAUAUAAAGGGAAGAAGUUGUGUUUGAAAAAGACCCUUGGUGAACAAGAUGUGAAGAACAAGGGGGUUUUUCAGUUCACUCAGAUUAAUGAGGAUGAAAGAAAGCACACGGCCUUUAUCUCCAGAAUUAUGAAAGGUGCAGAACUGUUGGCGAAGCGAGAUUUUGAAGAGAAAUACUUAAACGCAACAGACCACAGAGUAGAAGCUAUUGAUCUCCCUGAAGAUGAAAAAGCAGUUUUUCUGGCGGCCUUGAUUCUGCAAGAGCUUGGUCGAUGGAAUAUGAAGAGAAAGGAUUAUGACAAAGCACUGUUAUUUCUAGAAAAUGCGGAAACUGAAUUCAGGCAAUGUAGAGAGGAGCUGAUCAACAGCAUUGACAAUUAUGGAGUGCUGAAUCUGGACAUAACCUGGUGUUAUCUUCAGCUGCACAACAGUCAGUAUCAUGCAAAGGCCAGAGAAAGGCUAGAAAAUGCUGAGAAGUGUUUCAAAAUGGCCUUCGGAGAAAAUCAGGAACGUCUUAAAGAACUGAAGGACAAGAGUGGAAGACAUAGGAUACUGUCCCUACGGCUUCUGGUGCUUUGGGGUGUGUGGUUCUUUCAUAGCCAAAAUUUGAAGCAAUCCUGGAAUGACUUUUGCAAGGCAGAAGAGCAGUUGGAUCAGCUGUCGGUGGAUGAUCUUUCAGUGUCCAUUCUUGUGAAUGAAGGAUACGAGACCAGGGAAGCCCGUCUUGCAUUGCGAGCCACUGACGGUAACAUUGAGGAGGCCAAGUCAUACAUUGCAGAAAAGAGGCAGGAAAAGAUAGCAGCAGAAAGAAGAAGAGAAAGACUCCGCGGGCUGGUUGACAGGGACCAUUCAGAACAAGCUUCGCCUGAGAGGAAUGGGACAUCUGAUCAGAUAAACCAGGAGCCACCUGUCAAUACCAAUCCCACACCAGUUGUUGGAUCAAGCCUUCCGCCUCCUGCUGGUGAAACCUCGUCGCUUCCUGCUGCUGAAACCUCAUCAUCUCCUGCUGGUGAAACCUCAUCGUCAAUCACAACACCAGCUGCCUCUGCACCAACAGGUGCCCAAAGUAAUGCUGAGGAAGAUAAGUUAUUGGGAGAAAUCCUGACAUACCUGCCAAACGAUAUUGAUGACUACAUCGAUCUGUCCCUGGAGGACGAGGAAGCCAUUGUCCGUGAAUACAAGGCCAAGUUGAAUGCCUGUCUCAGAGAACGACACACCAGCUAAAAGUUCAUCAGAUGCUGAUGGAAGUCACAGCGAGUGACCCCACGUGUAUCAUGAGAUGUGACAGCCAACAAAAAUCUACAGAUUCCGACAUCCCCUCAUACAGUCAAGCACCACCCCACCAAAAGAGACAAAGAUGGCCAUCAGGGAGAUGAGAAGGUGCUUCAUGGGCCAAUCAAUCCAAUAGAUGUGAUUGGGAGACAAUAGAAAAUAUAAAUAAUAUAAAUGAA
Pristis pectinata (smalltooth sawfish) is the source of this 1901-nucleotide messenger RNA. Its product is annotated as NEDD8 ultimate buster 1-like. NCBI's taxonomy places the organism in Eukaryota, Metazoa, Chordata, Chondrichthyes, Rhinopristiformes, Pristidae. The transcript has 13 exons. The coding region runs from base 220 to 1674 and encodes 484 amino acids. Gene Ontology annotation, molecular function: protein binding. The record is from RefSeq and is a predicted model, not a curated record. Gene Ontology annotation, biological process: regulation of ubiquitin-dependent protein catabolic process.